AUGGAAUCACUGAGGGAAUCUUUUCUGCAUUUGACCUUUCAGAUGUCAACCUAUAAAAGAGCCACGCUGGAUGAGGAAGACCUGGUGGACUCCACCAGUGACGACAUCUAUCCAACAUCUCCCCUGCAGGUGACUCUGCUGCAAAGACGUGAUCCAACACAAAGGGAGAAGAGGGUGCUGUUUUUAGUGUGUGUCGUGUCUGUGGGCCUGUUCAUAUCUCUCAUCACAACUGGGGUCUUGUACAAACAGACUCACCCUGGCUUGUGCCUAACAGAGCCAUGCAUUACUGUGGCCAGUGCGGUAAUGGGAGCCCUGGACCGAUCCAUGGACCCCUGCCAAGACUUCUACAACUUUGCCUGUGGGGGGUGGGUGAAGAACAACCCCCUCCCUGAGGGCAAGUCCCGGUGGGGACCUUUCAGCAACCUCUGGGAGCACAACAUGCUUGUGAUGAAGCGUUUAUUAGAAAACACAACAAUGAAAGGUCUGAGUGAGGCUGAGGAAAAGGCCCAGCGAUAUUAUCAGGCCUGCAUGAACGAGGCCAAGAUUGAGGAAUUAGGAGCUAAGCCACUACAGGAGCUAAUCAGCCAGAUCGGAGGAUGGGCCCUGACUGGACCCUGGGACAAGGACAACUUCCAGGAAGUUUUGCGAACAGUGUCAGCCAACUAUCGCACCUCACCUUUCUUCACCGUGUUUGUUAGCACCGAUUCCAAAAACUCCAACAGUAACAUCAUCCAGGUGGAUCAGUCCAGCCUGGGAUUACCCUCACGGGAUUACUACCUCAACAAAACAGCGAAUGAAAAGUAUCUGACUGCAUACCUCAACUUCCUAAUGGAGUUAGGGGUUCUUCUGGGGGGCUCCAAAGAGACGUCGCGGACGCUGAUGGAAGAGAUUGUGGCGUUUGAAACCACUUUGGCCAACAUCACAGUCCCUCAGGGGGAGAGAAGGGACGAAGAGCUAAUCUACCAUAAAAUGGAGGCCAAAGACUUGACAACUUUGGCUCCUGCCGUGGACUGGAUGCCAUACCUCACAGAAGUGUUUGCUCCUGUGCCUCUCAACAAGUCUGAGCCGGUGGUUGUUUAUGCCAAGGAAUACCUCCAGAAAGUUUCUGACCUCAUAACUAAAACAAAUAAAAGCCUACUCAACAAUUACAUGAUAAUGAAGGUGGUGAGGAAGAUGGUUUCCAUUUUGGACCAAAGGUUCCAGGAUGCUGAGCAGCGCUUCCUUGAGGUCAUGUAUGGCACCAAAAAGAGCUGCACUCCACGCUGGAAGCUGUGUGUCAGCGACACUGACAGCGCCCUGGGCUUUGCUCUUGGAGCCCUCUUUGUCAAAUCCACCUUUGCUGAGGACAGCAAGGCCAUUGCUGAAGAUAUGGUUGCAGAAAUUAAAUGGGCGUUUGAGGACAGUUUGAAGUAUGUGAGCUGGAUGGACUCAGAAACAAAAAAAGCAGCAAAAGAAAAGGCAGAUGCAAUAUACAACAUGGUCGGGUAUCCAGAGUUCAUCAUGAACGCCACAAAGCUGGACAAAGUGUUCAAUGAUUUUGAGGUGGUGUCACAGCUCUACUUUCAAAAUGUCAUGCAGUACUACAACUUCUCAGCCAGAGUGACAGCAGACCAACUGAGGAAAACUCCCAACAGAAACCAGUGGAGCAUGACCCCUCCAACUGUGAAUGCAUAUUACAACCCAACCAAGAAUGAGAUGGUUCUGCCAGCAGGAAUCUUGCAGGCUCCAUUCUAUAGCCGAUCCUGGCCCAAAGCUCUUAACUUUGGUGGAAUAGGCGUAGUCAUGGGACAUGAGCUGACACAUGCUUUUGAUGACCAAGGGAGAGAAUACGACAAGGACGGAAACCUGCGUCCCUGGUGGAAGAACUCUUCUGUGGAGGCCUUCAAGAAGCAGACUCAGUGCAUGGUGGAGCAGUACGGAAAUUACACCAUCAACCGGGAGCCUCUGAAUGGAAGACACACCCUGGGAGAGAACAUCGCUGACAACGGUGGACUCAAAGCUGCCUACAAGGCUUAUGAGAACUGGAUCAAAAAGAACGGUGAGGAGGCCACGCUGCCUGCCCUGGGAAUGACGAACCGUCAGCUGUUCUUUGUUGGAUUUGCCCAGGUAUGGUGCUCUGUCAGGACACCGGAGAGCUCACACGAGGGCGUAAUCACAGAUCCCCACAGUCCAUCAAGAUUCAGAGUCAUCGGCACCAUCUCCAAUUCACGUGAAUUCUCAAAGCACUUUGGCUGCAAAGAUGAUUCUCCCAUGAACCCUAAACAUAAGUGUGAGCUUUGGUGAUGCCUCAUUGCUUGGUGCGGUUCAUCAGCAAGGAGUGAAAGGGACGUUUGGGACAAUAGCUAGAGAUACUUGCGAAGUCUCUCUGGACGGGGGACACAAGAACCACUGAAACUCCUAGCACCUUGCCACUUAAUGUUUAUCAGGCUCCUCAUGGGGACAAAGUGUGCCUGCUCUGUGUGGAAGAUUUCAAUCUUCAGUGCGUCUCCACAAGGACCGUUGGUUUAGCAAACAGCUUUGCACAAACUCUGAAAUUAGAUGUAGCUACAAAUGCGCUUUUAGAACACUGGAAACCCAAUAGAUGGCAACAGAAAAUGGGAGAACAACUCUCAAACAGCUUUUUUGUCACAUAGAGCAAUAAAUAAGCAAAGUGACCUUUCUUUUUCUUAUAACUCUUCACUGUGCUUGGACCUGCUCUAUUUUAUUUUUUAUUGUAUUUUAUUUAUGGUCACAAAUUUUUAUAUGACGGUGAACCAGGAAGAUGCAAGAUUUGGUUCAUACCAGGACAGUUUUAAAGCCGUUUAUUAAGAAUUGGUAUAAAUAUGUAUAAUACUACAGGAAGUGCUUGUCUUUGAAUCAUUGCAGUAUUUCAGACACACUGUGUGUACGGUCUGGUCAAAGUUAACAUUUUAUAGCGAUAUUGAUGGGAUAUUUGUGUGUAAACACAAAGUAAUUUUUGGAGCUGGUGUCAGAUAGCAGGUUCCCAAAGUUGGCAUUUCAUUUCUGUAAUGUAAGACCGAUACAAAUCAGAAACAGAAUGAAAGAAUUCAGAAAUUCACAGCAAUAAAUUAAAGGAACAGCUGUUUUUUUUUUUUUUUUUCCUUGUUCAGGACUUGGUCAUGUAGAGUAAGCCAUGAUGUGCCAUACCUCUUUUUAUGAUUAAGAGUU
Xiphias gladius (swordfish) is the source of this 3168-nucleotide messenger RNA. It is a transcript of the gene ece1, whose product is annotated as endothelin converting enzyme 1. The record is from RefSeq and is a predicted model, not a curated record. Gene Ontology annotation, cellular component: plasma membrane. NCBI's taxonomy places the organism in Eukaryota, Metazoa, Chordata, Actinopteri, Istiophoriformes, Xiphiidae. Gene Ontology annotation, biological process: peptide hormone processing. Bases 1 to 2283 code for a protein of 760 amino acids. The transcript is spliced from 18 exons. Gene Ontology annotation, molecular function: metalloendopeptidase activity.